Trichogramma pretiosum is the source of this 2182-nucleotide messenger RNA. RefSeq names its product SUN domain-containing protein 1-like. The coding region runs from base 142 to 1704 and encodes 520 amino acids. The record is from RefSeq and is a predicted model, not a curated record. Gene Ontology annotation, cellular component: nuclear envelope; meiotic nuclear membrane microtubule tethering complex. NCBI's taxonomy places the organism in Eukaryota, Metazoa, Arthropoda, Insecta, Hymenoptera, Trichogrammatidae. The transcript has 6 exons. Gene Ontology annotation, biological process: nuclear envelope organization. Gene Ontology annotation, molecular function: protein-membrane adaptor activity.
AGUUUCGAUACCCAAACAAGAUUAAAUUUUAGGCAGUUUUGAUAGUUGGAUCGAUCCGUCGAACGUGAUCGAAUACGUGUGUGUGCGCAGGAUAAAAAUGAAUCGAAAUAGUCCAAAUUUGUAGUGAAUAAUUUGUGAACCAUGCGUCGUUCCUCCUCUCCAAAAAGGUGUUGCGACACCUCGUUCAACCGCGACGCUGCUCCGAAUAGAAGCUCGAGUCGCUCAAGACUGAAUACCACGGAGCAGUUGCAGCACCGAGACAGCGAGUCUCGAUUCGCGAAUGGAUUAGAAUCGGUGCGCAGUUACGCGUCGUGCGUGCCCUACGCUAUUUUUCACUGCUGCACUCUCGGCUACUUCAGAAGAACGAGGCCUGCAGCAGCCAAGUCGCGUUUCUCGUCGGCCUACACGACCAGUCUGCUGAAGAAACGCCUGAACGAGGGCUCGUUGUGGCAAAAGUAUCUGCGAGGAUGGUCGGCCGAGCUGGUGAAAAAUCUCUACCUGAUGAUCAUCAACGUCCUGCUGCUGGACGUGUGGCUGCUGAGCAGAGCCGAUAAGUGGCGGCGCGGGCUGUUGCAGCGGGAAAAAUACAAACUCCUGAGUGCCUUGAUCGUCGUGCCGAUAGCUUAUCUGAGUUUGUCGUUCAUCGCGUCGGCACCGAUCGUAGGAGUUGAACCCGAGCCUUCAGGUUUCAGUCAACAGAUUUCGGAGACGGCACAGAUGUUGGCGGUCCUUCAAGAUUUGCAGCUGCGUUUAGACAACAUCGGAGAAAAACAGUCUCGAACAAAAGUAUAUCUGGCUGCUUUGAAACAAAAGUUGGAGGAGUUACCGAGGGACAAAGUUCUGAACGAUAACUUUGAUAACGAAAAUUUAACAUCGAUCAGAGCUGAAUUUCAGACUCUGAAGCUCAUCUUCGAGCAGCUCAAGAAUCACUGUACCGCUCCCACCAACGACGAAAUCAUGAGACGACUGAUCGAUCGUCAGAUGUCGACCUACUUCGGGGAAUCCGUGACGCGCGACGAAGUGAUCCGACUCUUGAAGCGAAUACUCGACUCGAUCGAUCGUCGAAACGACUCCAGCCUCGUCGUCGGCGUCCAGGACGUCGAGCGAAUCUCCCUGGAAGAAUUGAGCCGAUACCGCGCCGACAAGACGGCCCGGGUCGACUACGCGGUGGAGUCGUCGGGCGGCGAGGUGGUCUCGGUGCUGCCGAGCCGCUGCAACGACGCCCACGGCCGUCACGGCUUCCCCAAGGCCGUCUUCACGAUUCUCGGCAUUCCCGUGCACGUGCACGACGUCAACAAUCCCCGACUGGUGAUACAGGCCGGGCCCCUGUACGUGGGCAAGUGCUGGGCCUUCCGGGACUUCCAGUGCCGGCUGCUGUUGAAACUGUGGCGGCCCGUCAGGGUGACGGGUUUCAGCCUCGAGCACGCGCCCAGGUUGAAUCUGCCCAACGGCGACAUGUCCAGCGCUCCGAGGGAGUUCAGCGUCGAGGGCUUGGUGUCGCCGGACGAUGAAAAUCCUGAAAAUCUCGGAGACUAUCAGUUCCUCGAACUGGAUGACAAUCUCCAGUACUUUUCAGUAAAAAAUAAUACCACAUCGUCGGUUAUGCAUCAGUACGUGCGACUGCAAAUACACAGCAAUCACGGCAAUUCGGAUUACACCUGCCUUUACAGAUUUCGAGUGCAUGGCGAUGUGCCAAACACUUGAUCAUUGAAUUGGGACUCGUACAGUUGAUUGUGCACAUAAUGAUUUGAAAAAAGAUUUCUAAUGUGUAUCAAAUCUUUGUGAAAAGUUAAAUUUGUUGAGUGUUUUCCCGGAAAUAAUUUCCGACUAGAAGAAAGCUUUGUUAUUGAUGUGGUCUCUUUUGGACCCAAAAAACCGUUCAAAAAAUUUUGAUUUUGUUUAGUAUCGUCAGUUUUCACGAUUUUUUUGCUAAGUUUAAUCAGUUGUGCUUCUGUUAUAAUAAAUUAUUUAAUUGUCAUUAUCUGUUCUCAUUUAUCGAAGUCAUUAUUGAUCAUUUUUACAUUUUAAUAUUGCUUUAGUGUAUUACUGUAAUUACAUUAAAAUUUUAAACUGAGGUAUGUUUUGCAUCCCAGGACAACUAAAGACUGGGCACAAAAGAAUCCUUUUGAAAAUUGGUAUCAUCAUAUUUAAAUCAAGUAGGAAUCCUAUGAAUGAAAAAAAU